CAUUUUAAAUCCACAAAACCAAUCAAAUCUUCACAGAUUGCAAAACACAAAAUUAAAAAAAAAAAAAUGGGAGCACAAUGCUCUAAACAGGUGACACGCCGGAAACUGAUCGCCGACGAGAAAAAAACUCUCCGGGAACUAGAAAAGAGCUGCGGCUGCAACUUUCCGGGCUCCGAUCACCACCCCACCGACCGGAAAAACUGGAUUGCCGGCCUCAACCCGGAAAAGAUCCAUAUUAACCAGAUUGUGUGGCCCGGAACCCAUGAUUCCGGUACCAACAAGAUCGGAAUCCGAAUGAUCUCUCGCCCGUUCGCGCAAUGCCAAUCCCUCUCCAUCUACAAACAACUCGUACUCGGGACCCGACUUCUCGAUAUUCGUGUCAACGAAAACCGAAAAGUCUGUCACGGGAUUAUGGCCACGUAUAGUAUUGACGUCGUAAUUAAAGACGUCAAGAAGUUUAUUUCGGAAACUGAGUCUGAAAUAAUAAUUCUCGAGAUCCGCACCGAAUUCGGGCACACUGACCCGCCCGAAUUCGAGAAAUAUUUGGAGGAAAAACUAGGGGAAUAUUUGGUCCAUCAAGAUGACCAAGUGUUUAACAAAACAGUGGCUGAGAUUUUACCCAAACGAAUUAUUUGCAUCUGGAAGCCUCGAAAUUCGGACCCGCCGAAAACGGGUAGCCCGUUUUGGAGUUCGGGUUAUUUGAAAGAUAAUUGGAUCGACACGGAUUUGCCCGCAACGAAAUUCGAGAGUAAUUUGAAGUAUUUGGGUCUGCAACCGCCGGUUAGCUCGCGGAAAUAUUUUUAUCGGGUGGAGAAUACGGUGACACCACAAGCGGAUAACCCGGUUUUGUGUGUUAAACCGGUUACAAACCGGAUCCAUGGGUGUGGGAGGCUGUUUAUUGCGCAAUGUUUUGCGAAAAAUAUUGCGGACCGGUUGCAAGUGUACUCGACGGAUUUUAUUGAUGAAGAUUUUGUUGAUGCUUGUGUUGGUCUUACGUGGGCUAGGAUUGAAGGGAAAGCUUGAGUUUAUUGUUAUGUUAAAAGGUGCAUAUUAUGUUUUAGUGAUUUAUGUUUUAUUGUUUCAUUCUUGUUUGUAAAAAAUAUGUUUAUGUAAUAAGAAUGUGUGUGUAUAGGUUAUUGUUA
Molecule: messenger RNA, 1142 nt
Organism: Helianthus annuus (common sunflower)
Lineage: Eukaryota; Viridiplantae; Streptophyta; Magnoliopsida; Asterales; Asteraceae
Exons: 1
Coding region: 67-1023 (318 amino acids)
Biological process (GO): lipid metabolic process
Molecular function (GO): phosphoric diester hydrolase activity
Source: RefSeq, a predicted model, not a curated record